AUGAAUUAUUUGGCGGUAAAUAUAAGAGGAAUAGGGGGUGAAGAGAAACCGAAGUGGAUUAGCAACUUAGUGAAGGAAAAUAAGAUUUCGUUUUUAUGCAUACAAGAGGUUCAAGUGUCAAAUGUUGAUCCAAUAGUGGUAGGAAGAUAUUGGGGAAAAGCGGAUAUGGAGUGGGAAUCUGUGGACGCUAGAGGAAGGUCAGGGGGAUUGAUUUCGGUAUGGGAUCCAGGGAUGUUUUCAAAACAAAGUAUAGUAAGACACGACUCGUUCCUACUAAUUAGCGGGAGCUUGGCUGGGAGUAAUAUAUACAUCAAUAUAGUUAAUGUUUACGCACCGUGUGAUGUUAUGAGAAGGCGAUUGUUAUGGGAAGAAUUAAAGACAGUUAAGGAAGCAUCAAGUGGAGUAUGGAUCAUGGCAGGUGAUUUCAAUGAAGUAAGAGAUGAACAAGAAAGGAUGAACUCAAGAUUUGACAACCAAGGUGCAGCGAUCUUCAAUAACUUUAUAGCCGAAGCAGGUCUUGUAGAAUACCAGAUGUGUGGAUAUAAAUUCACAUAUAUGGCAGACGAUGGUUCAAGUCUUAGCAAAAUAGAUAGGAUACUUGUGUGUGACGGUUUCAUGAACAAGUGGCCCACAGCUAAGUUUGAAGCACUAACAAAACAUGCAUCGGACCAUAGUCCACUAGUACUAUCUUGUAAGAACGUUGAUUUUGGUCCAAUUCCGUUUAGAUUCUUCAAUAGAUGGCUGGAAGAAGACGGUAUAGGUGAUGUGAUUAAGAAAAUCAUGGAGGAGUCAAUGAACGGGGGAAACGGUAUGAGAGAAUUGGCAAAAUUAUUGAAGAAUCUUAAACUGGGAAUAAAAGAAUGGAGGAAGUCAGCAAAAACACAAGAGGAACAGGAAGUUCAAGAUGCUAUUAAAGAGGUAGAGAGGAUAGAAAAGGUGGCGGAAACACGAAGACUUACGGAGACGGAAAAGGAAAGUAGAGUAACUGGUAAAUGGAAGAUAAAGAAUUAUGAAAGGAAGAAAUUAAAAGACUUGAAACAGAAAGCAAAACUCAGGUGGGCUAAACUAGGGGAUGAGAAUUCUAAUUUUUUCCAUAGACUUAUAAAUUGA
Helianthus annuus (common sunflower) is the source of this 1110-nucleotide messenger RNA. RefSeq lists its product as uncharacterized. The record is from RefSeq and is a predicted model, not a curated record. The coding region runs from base 1 to 1110 and encodes 369 amino acids. The transcript has a single exon. Gene Ontology annotation, molecular function: catalytic activity. Lineage: Eukaryota; Viridiplantae; Streptophyta; Magnoliopsida; Asterales; Asteraceae.